This is a messenger RNA of Sapajus apella (tufted capuchin), 3459 nucleotides long. It is a transcript of the gene SLC26A11, whose product is annotated as solute carrier family 26 member 11. Gene Ontology annotation, molecular function: secondary active sulfate transmembrane transporter activity. Gene Ontology annotation, biological process: transmembrane transport. The coding region runs from base 829 to 2685 and encodes 618 amino acids. Gene Ontology annotation, cellular component: membrane. The record is from RefSeq and is a predicted model, not a curated record. The transcript is spliced from 15 exons. Lineage: Eukaryota; Metazoa; Chordata; Mammalia; Primates; Cebidae.
GGUCCCCGUGGCCCUCGGCUUUGCUCGGGGCCGAGGGACUGCGGACUGUCAGGUGGCGCGGGAUCCCCGCCGGAGGCCCCAGGAUCCGGAGCCAGCGGCCUCGUGGGCGGGGCCGGGGGUUGGGGAGUGGAUUUUGGCCGGAGCGGGGCGGCCGGGGGCCUGGGGGGCGGCUCUGUGCGCGGGCGCCGGGCCCUGGAGGAUGCUGCGCACCUGAAUUAACUGGGCGCCUCUGACGUCCUCCUAGAAGCAACUAGAACUCCAGGGCGUGAAUGCCACAGGUGGGGGCUGAGCGAGUCGUGGUGUCAGGAGGGAGGACCCCCCGCCAGCGCCGCAGUCCACCGUAGUGGAUGGAGCCCGCAUUGGUGCGCAGUUGGAAAACCUGGGAUCCCCUCCCGGCCGCCGCCGGCACCCCCGCCAGCCUAGUGUGCCCCCGCGGCUCUAGGCUGCUCCCCGUUAAAUUCCCUGGGGUGAGGGGGAAGAAAGGAAAAGGAAGCCAGUUCUCCAGGAGCGAGAAGUGUGAGCCUAAUUAGUCUUCAGACUUCUCAUUAAGAAAUCGCUGAGCAGUUUCUCAUCUGGGAGGGUUGAGAAUGGAGGGACAGAAGGCACCCAGGAUUUGCGCAGGGGGAUUCAGGGAAAGUGGGUGAUGAGGGGAUGGGGGGAGCUCCGGCCUUGGCCCGGUUUGGCUCUUGCACACGUUGUUGGCUUCCUCUCAGACCCGUCUGGCUUAGCGCCCCUGGGGAGGGGAGACCCAGAGUGACCCCUCCUGGCCCCGGCCGACUCUGAGCGGUGUGGCUGGGUUCUUCGAAGGCCACGCUCUGACGCUGGUCUAUGUCACCUGCAUCCACAGCCCCGCUGAAGAAGAUGCCCUCUUCAGUGCUGGGUCAGGCCAGGUUCUCCAGCCCCGGGAUGGCCCCGAACACCUGCUGCUGCUCCCCCGCGGCCGUGCAGAGGAGGCUGCCCAUCCUGGCAUGGCUGCCCAACUACUCCCUGCAGUGGCUGAAGAUGGAUUUCAUUGCCGGACUCUCCGUGGGCCUCACUGUCGUUCCCCAGGCACUGGCUUAUGCUGAAGUGGCUGGACUCCCGCCCCAGUAUGGCCUCUACUCUGCCUUCAUGGGCUGCUUCGUGUAUUUCUUCCUGGGCACCUCCCGGGACGUGACUCUGGGCCCCACUGCCAUCAUGUCCCUCCUGGUCUCCUUCUACACCUUCCACGAGCCCGCCUAUGCUGUGCUGCUGGCUUUCCUGUCUGGCUGCAUCCAGCUGGUCAUGGGGGUCCUACAUUUGGACAGCCAGGCAGGGUGUGUCACCCACCCCUUUUUAGCUGUAGUGUCUGCUCCCCAAUCGCACCCUUCCCACCCCUCCCAGCUCACACAUGCCCUCAUCCUCUGGGACUGGGUUGAGCUGGGACCAGCUCGGUGUCCCCUCUUGGCUGGCCAGGGUUCUUGCUGGACUUCAUUUCCUGCCCCGUCAUUAAAGGCUUCACCUCUGCUGCCACUGUCACCAUCGGCUUUGGACAGAUCAAGAACCUGCUGGGACUGCAGAACAUCCCCAGGCAGUUCUUCCUGCAAGUGUACCACACCUUCCUCAGGAUCGGGGAGACCAGCUCGCAGUGCCCUGGUGGUCUCCUUCGCGGCCCUGGUUGCGUACUCCUUCGAGGUGACUGGAUACCAGCCUUUCAUCCUCACUGGGGAGACAGCUGAGGGGCUCCCUCCAGUCCGGACCCCGCCCUUCUCAAUGACCACAGCGAACGGGACGAUCUCCUUCACCGAGAUGGUGCAGGACAUGGGGGCUGGGCUGGCUGUGGUGCCCCUGAUGGGCCUCCUGGAAAGCAUUGCAGUGGCCAAAGCCUUCGCAUCUCAGAAUAAUUACCGCAUCAAUGCCAACCAGGAGCUGCUGGCCAUCGGCCUCACCAAUGUGCUGGGCUCCCUCGUCUCCUCCUACCCGGUCACAGGCAGCUUCGGACGGACAGCCGUGAAUGCUCAGUCGGGGGUGUGCACCCCGGCGGGGGGGCUGGUGACGGGAGUGCUGGUGCUGCUGUCUCUGGACUACCUGACCUCGCUCUUCUACUACAUCCCCAAGUCUGCCCUGGCCGCCGUGAUCAUCAUGGCCGUGGCCCCGCUGUUCGACACCAAGAUCUUCGGGACGCUCUGGCGCGUUAAGAGGCUGGACCUGCUGCCCCUGUGCGUGACGUUCCUGCUGAGCUUCUGGGAGAUGCAGUACGGCAUCCUGGCCGGGGCCCUGGUGUCCCUGCUCAUGCUCCUGCACUCCGCAGCCAGACCCGAGACCAAGGUAUCAGAGGGGCCAGUUCUGGUUCUGCAGCCGGCCAGCGGCCUGCACUUCCCUGCGGUGGAGGCUCUGCAGGAGGAGAUCCUAAGCCGGGCCCUGGAAGUGUCCCCGCCACGCUGCCUGGUCCUGGAGUGCACCCACGUCUGCAGCAUCGACUACACCGUGGUGCUGGGGCUUGGUGAGCUCCUCGAGGACUUCCACAGGCAGGGCGUCGCCCUGGCCUUCGUGGGUCUGCAGGUCCCCGUUCUCCGUGUCCUGCUGUCUGCUGACCUGAAGGGGUUCCAGUACUUCUCCACCCUGGAAGAAGCAGAGAAAUACCUGAGGCAGGAGCCGGGGACCCAGCCCUACAACACCAGAGAAGACUCCACUCCAGAACACAAGAUUGCUCUGCUGCAGGCGUAGUGGGGCACCAUGGGCCUCCACAGUUGCAGGAUGUUCUGGAAGGUUCUUGUCACUGUGAUUGGAUGCUGGAUGCCACCUGAUAGACAUGCUGGCCUGGCUGAGAAACCGCGGAGCAGGUGACCCCGGGGAGGAGAAGGAAGCUGGGCCUGGACAUCCAUGGGGGGACUCACCGGCUUCCUGUGGGUUGACUGAAAAAUGACCUCACCGCUGUUCCCUGGCAUGACCCUCUUUGCAAGAGUGGUUUGGAGAGUCUUCUAGAAUGACCGACAAAGCGAGGAAGCAGGGGGCCAGGGGUUUCCAGCCUGGGCUGGGAGAGGUGUCCGGGCGGGGCAGGCAGGAGUCUGGGAGGCGGGAUGGACAGGAUGGCACAGAUGCUCCUCAUGGCGACAGCAUCUGUGCUCUCCAAGAGAAAACCAAGGUGUGCCCAAGGACGUACAGUAAAUAAUUUAGUGUUUUCUAAAUGGAAAAAGUGAUGGCUUGGGUGAUUUUGUAAAAAUCAUAAAUGCUUAUUGUAAAAAAUGUGGGAAAUCCCCGCACACCCUCCCCGACCCCGUCCACUUGGGGGUCACUCCAGACCCCCUCCCGACACGUGCCUCUGUGCCUCUCCAUCAGCAUGUGGGUGUGUGCUCACGGUUUUACAUAAAUGGGAUCAUUCCAUACUUGGUGCUCUGGAAACCACAUUUUCAUGCAGUCGUUUGCAGUGAAGUAUUUGUUGUGAUAAUAAAUAGCGUUAGAAUAUGUGAUUUUUUGGCGUCUGCAUGGUAUAUUGAGCUG